Molecule: messenger RNA, 1016 nt
Organism: Musa acuminata subsp. malaccensis (wild Malaysian banana)
Lineage: Eukaryota; Viridiplantae; Streptophyta; Magnoliopsida; Zingiberales; Musaceae
Biological process (GO): dephosphorylation
Molecular function (GO): phosphatase activity
Source: RefSeq, a predicted model, not a curated record
UUUAUCACCUCAUGAAUCUUGAACACUAGGGUUUCGUUGGAGGCGGAGAAGGACAAGCGAUGGCGUCGCUCCGGUCGCUGAAAUCCUCAAUCUACGAUAGAGAGGAGAAGAAGAUGCAAUACCAAUCUCAGAUUAGGGGGCUCAAUGCCUACGAUCGGCACAAUAAGUUCAUGAAGGAUUAUGUACAAUUUUAUGGAAAGACAAGCCAUACACAUGAUAAAUUGCCAAUAAAGACUGACCAAGACACAAUUCGAGAAGGCUACAGGUUCAUAAUUUCUGAAGAUGAUGACAUGGAGUCAACUUGGGAGAAGAGGCUGGUGAAACGCUAUUAUAAUAAGCUUUUUAAAGAAUAUUGCAUCGCUGAUAUGUCGCUUUACAAACAAGGAAAGAUUGGCUUAAGGUGGAGAACAGAAAAAGAGGUUGUAUCUGGGAAAGGUCAAUUUAUCUGUGGCGACAAGAAAUGCAACGAGAAAGAUGGUCUAGGAAGCUAUGAAGUAAAUUUUUCAUAUGUUGAAGUGGGAGAAAAUAAACAGGCUCUUGUGAAACUGGUAGCUUGCAAGGGUUGUGCAGAGAAACUUGCCUAUAGAAGGCAGAAAGAGAGGGAGCGCCUGAAAGAUAAUGACAGGGAUACAAGCAAAAGGAAGAGAGAAAAAGAUAAGGACAAUGACAUUGAUGAUGAAUAUGACAAGAACUCAAAUACAAUAAAAAAAGGUCGAAGGACUUCAGCUUCAGUGACUAAAGAGACGGACGCUGUUGAAGAUUUUGAGGAGUUCCUUGAAGGAAUGUUUCCAUGAAAAGAAAGGCCUGUUCACUAUCCUAUGCUAUGUUGUGUCAUAUACAAACUUAAGCAUGCACUAUAAACUAAGAAAUUGAGUUAUCUGCUGAUUGUCAAUCAAGGUGGCGAAUAUUUUUUACUACAAGUGAUGUGAAAUCAACUAGCUCAUGGAUGCAAGUAUGACCUUGAGAUCAGGUCAAAUAUAAUGAGAUUCAAUAUAAAUCAAGUCUUUUGCCUCUCA